AUGUGUGUGUGUGUGUGUGUGUGUGUCUCCCUCUCUGAGCGGGUGGAGCACGCACCCACGAAGCAGCGCAGCUGUCUCCCUGCUGAAAAAUUCGACCACAACGGACUGUCCACAUCCACCUUCACACACAACGCACGCGCAGCGGCAGAGACGCCAGCGAAGCUGGCAAAGUCACGCGACAUUCACAGAAGGCUUCGGCGUCCUGCUUUCCCGCACAACUCCCACCCCCACUACCACCACCACCAUCGUCACCACCGCCAUCCCGUCCUCUUUCCUUAUCGCGACGAAAGCGGAAGCCAUCUUCAGCGCAUGUCACUCCAAUUCACAGUGAGUGGCCCGAACAUCCGCGUGCUCCUGAGUAUUCUCACCUGCGUUAGUCGUCUCGGCGAUGCCGUGUACAUUGUGGGGCUGAGCGACGGCAUCGAGAUCAGCGCUGUGUCGCCAGGCCGCAACGGGCACAUCGCGGUGCGGGUGCACAAGCGCUGCUUUGACCGCUUCCUACUGGAGCUUCCCUCCCGCCGAAGCGGCGCUGAUGAUGGCAGCGGCCUCGCGACCUCGGAUGCAGCCGCGGAGGGUAGGGCAGACGAUGCCGGCGCUGAUGGCCCCAAGCCCUAUUUGUGUCUGCUCACCAAGACGCUCGUCGCGACAGUGCUGCGGCAGCACAACACCAACGUGCAAAGCCUUGACUUUCAGUACCGCACCGCGGAGUCCUCCGACAGCGCGGCGGCGGCGGCGGCGGCGAGCGACGCGGGGAACGACAGUGCUGACGCCGACCAAUGUCUUUGGAAGGGUCGCACGGACGCGGACGUGGUGCGGUGGCACUGCACCUAUGCGCGCAGUCUCACAAAGACGUUUCUUCUCCGUCUCGCAGAGGGGGAGCCGACCAGUGUCUACGCGGACCUGUCGCGUUACCGCUUCGAGGUGUGUGGCGACGCCCGCGCGUACGGCAGUCUUCUCGCUUCGCUUCCAUCCAGCGCGAAUCAGUGUGCGUUGACGCUGCCAGAGAGCGGUGGGCUGGAGCUGCGCUCGGUGCGGCAGGCAGGGUCGUCGUCAUCGUCCUCGUCGUCGGCAGCAGCAGCAGCAGCAGCAAGCGGCCGCGAGAGCGGCUCAGCUGCGGCACCGUCGGGCAACAUCAGGGCAGCAGACGGUAGCUCCACAGUGGUGACGGCGUUCGAGAGCACCUUCACCCUCUUUCGCUUCUUCGAGCCCGCCGCCUCACCAUCGGCGACAGACGCGGACGGUGCAGCCAUGGUGACGGAGUACGGCCCUUCGGAGGUGCCGCAAACGCCGUUUCCUCAUACGCCGCCGCCGCCGCCGCCGCCGCCGCAGCAGCAGCAGAGCCCUCGACGCGAUUCCGUGCUAUCUGCGCCGGAUCCUGCACCAUCGGCCACCGUGACAGCCGGCUUCAUUCCGCUGCCAGGCAAAACAUUCGAUGUGAAGCCCUUCAAGAACGCGGCGUGGCUUGCAGAGCAGCUCGGCGUCCAGCUGCACCUCCUCACGGGCGAGGAAGGCAUGCCAAUCAUCAUCGCGAGCAUCACGCCAGAGGAAGUGCAGAAAAGGCGCAUCGCCUCCUCUGGCGUGAUGCUCGCGAGGCACGAGAGCCUACCCGGCACGGGUGGUGCAGGAGCCCGCCCGUUCUUGGUGACGAACAACGCGCCCUCCGUCCCUGUCCCGGCCCCCAUCUCGUUCAUCCUGUACGUGGCAGCGCUGGACUCGGCGCCAAGCGGCGGCAGAGCCUCUGGCUCCGGCGGCGCGCCUGGCGGAGCCGCUGACACGAGCAUCGCAACCGCCAUCAGCUCCGCUGUCAACACCCCCCGCCCCAGCACGCACCAGCGGACGUUGAAGGGCGACGGUGGCGCUCCAGCGGCGGUGGCCGCGACGCCGACACCAGGCUACGGCGAUGGGGAGAACGGGGAGCGCGACGGUAUGCCCGUGAGCAGCGGCAACAGCACCACGAGCGGCACCCUGUCUCACGUGGAGGCUAGCUUUGCGAGUACCAAUGCUGCCACCGCAGCUGCUGGGAUGGUGGGGCGCCUGUCCCGCGAGAGUAACAACACCGUCGGCUCUGCGUACGCGACCCCGCGACCGACUGCGUCCCCGUCGGAUUUGGUGAUGGUCAUGACCGGUGGCGACACUCCGGGCACCCGUAGCGGUGAUGCCGGCGGUGUUCACGCGGCCCGCAAAAGCGUUGACUUCCUAACGGGCGUCACGGCGUCGUCGCUGCCGAUGAACUCCGCCGUGGCCAUGACAGGCGCCGCGCCGCCUUCCGCGUCACUGCCGCCCUCGCCCUCGCACACCCCCACUGCCACUGCCCUCAACUCCAUGUACCCGCUCGACUUCGAGGCGUUUGUGCGCACCUACACCUCCGCCAACGAGGUGGGCGAGGAAGACGCGCAGGAUGCCGAGCUGCGCGAAUUCCUUGCCAGCUGUGUCGCCUCCAUGUCGCGAGGGCCGACGCAGAACUGA
Messenger RNA from Leishmania major strain Friedlin, 2466 nucleotides. RefSeq lists its product as hypothetical. Gene Ontology annotation, cellular component: checkpoint clamp complex. Gene Ontology annotation, biological process: DNA repair; DNA replication checkpoint signaling; mitotic intra-S DNA damage checkpoint signaling. The transcript has a single exon. The coding region runs from base 1 to 2466 and encodes 821 amino acids. Lineage: Eukaryota; Euglenozoa; Kinetoplastea; Trypanosomatida; Trypanosomatidae. The record is from RefSeq and is a predicted model, not a curated record.